Molecule: messenger RNA, 1400 nt
Organism: Magnolia sinica
Lineage: Eukaryota; Viridiplantae; Streptophyta; Magnoliopsida; Magnoliales; Magnoliaceae
Exons: 4
Coding region: 340-894 (184 amino acids)
Source: RefSeq, a predicted model, not a curated record
CAAUGAUAAUGGUUUUCACAAUUUAGUUUAAUUUGAAUUAAUCUAUAGUACUUGUACUAUUUUCAAAGCGCUCGCAUAUCAAGCAUCACAAGUAGCCAGAGUAUAAAAUAACUACCCCCCAAGAAAAAGCUUGCCGAGCCCAACUACAAGGGAUGGUAGCAGUUAAAGCCUUCACACUCAAAACAAUAUUCAAAGAAACACGGAAAGAUAGACAAAAGAAGUGAAAAAGACUAGUCUUUAUUAGACAACUACUGGUUUUGGCCUUCUUUCGCAAGCUUUUCAAUCUUCCAAAUGAUAAAAGUUUAAACACUCUUCUGUAGAAUCAUUACUUAAAUUUGAAUGGUAGCACAGAAGGUAAUUGUAGUCGUUGAGGAUGUCGACGCAGCUCGGUCCGCUCUCCGGUGGGCCAUUCGAAAUCUCUUCCGCAACGGCGAUCUGAUCACUCUACUUCAUGUGUACCCGUCUUCGCGAUCGAGAAAUAAACAGAAGUUGAGGACACAAAGAUUGAAUGGCUUCCAAUUGGCUUUAUCGUUUAAGGAACUUUGCAUAGGAUUCCCUGAGGUGAAGGUGGAGAUCAUCGUCACCGAGGGCGAUCAAGGGGCCACGAUCGCAUCCCUAGUAAAAGAAACCGGAGCUUCGACACUGGUUGUUGGACUCCAUGAGAAGAGUUUCAUUUACAGAUCAGCGGCGGCCCACAGCUGCAUCAAUGACCUCAAUUGCCGACUACUUGCUGUGAAGCCGACAUCAGCGGCGUUCGAUGGCACUCCAAAUGCAGAAUUCUCACAGAUUGAGACAGUGAGUCUAUGUGCUUCACAGCCAAAAACCCCAUGCCAAAGCUUCCCAAGCUCUCUAGGCAUGAUAUGGAGAUCAAGGAGGAGAAAGGGGAGCACAUGAAGGAAAUAUACACCUCCAAUUGAUUUCAUUGGAACGGUUCCGGGCCCACGGUCCACCGUUUACGACCGGUCGAUUGGUCUGGUCUUAGUUGGUCCACUGUCAGAUCAUUUCAUUUUAUCAUCCAACCUCUCCGAUUCACUAACAUUACAUGCCUAAUAUUGUAAUACGUGUUUACCAAAAAUCUACGACGAUUUGCGGGUGCUGCGGGCCCAUGUGAUCAGACCAUAUAUGUGUCGAUUCAUGAUCGAUGGUUGGAUCAUGAUAUCAGAGAAGGAAAAUUUUAUGGUGGAUUUAGGUGGCAUUGAUGUCAUUAUGGUGUAUGCUCUUUGAUAAUUAAGAUUAGUAUAUGAUUUAAGGGGCCGGCCACGGCCAACUGCUCAUUAAUUUUUACAAUGGCCUAUGUCACUUUCUGCUGUAUUCAAUGUUGGGUGGCCCACCUAAUGGGAUUGAAAGGGAUUCUGAAGAUUGAUAUUUGAACAGCCUUUUAUCCGUCUUGAGGAUUGAAA